UUCUUCCGUAUCAAAGUCCUGGGGGGCAAGAUGGCUUCGGACGAGAUUGUGUGGCAAAUCAUCAACCAGCAGUUCUGCUCGUUCAAGUUAAAAACGGAAAAGCAGCAAAACUUCUGCCGCAAUGAAUACAACGUCACCGGAUUGUGCAACCGGCAAUCAUGCCCUCUGGCCAACUCGCGGUACGCCACCAUUCGGCAACACCCGACCAAGGACACGCUGUACCUCUACAUGAAGACUGUCGAGCGCGCGCACCUGCCCUCCAAGAUGUGGGAGCGCAUCAAGCUGUCAAACAACUACACAAAGGCCCUGGAGCAGAUCGACGAGCGGCUCAUCUACUGGCCCAAGUUUCUCAUCCACAAGUGCAAGCAGCGCCUCACCCGCCUGACGCAGGUGCAGAUCCGCAUGCGCAGGAUCGCUGCCGAGGACGAACGCCUGGGCGAGAAGCUGGUGCCCAAGCUGGCGCCCAAGGUCAGGCACCGCGAGGCGACGAGGGAGCGCAAGGCCGAGGCGGCGGCCAAGCUGGAGAGGACCAUUGAGAGAGAGCUGCUUGAGCGUCUGAGGCAAGGCGCUUAUGGCGACCAGCCCCUCAACGUCAGCGAGGACAUUUGGAAGAAGGUGCUCAACGCCAUGGAGAAGGGUGGCGAGGGUGAACGCGACAAGGACAUGGACCAGGGCAUCGAGUCCGAUGAGGAGGAGGAGCGCGAGGGAGAGGCCGGAAGUGAGGAAGACGACGCCGAGGCUGCCAUCGAAUACGUCUCCGACCUCGACGAGAGCGAAGAUGAGCUCGAGGACCUCGAGGACUGGCUGGAGAGCGAGGAGGAGGAGGAAGAGGAGGAGGAGGACAGCGACGAGUCCGAGGCCGAAAAGGCCGGCAGCAAGCGCAAGCGUGGCAAGGUCACCAAGAUGAAGAGCAAGCGACCGAAGCAGCAGGAGAAGGAGAAGCUGACAUUGACCAACGACCUGGCGUGGUAAUGGUCCUCGACAUGAAAGCGGUUAUUCAU
Trichoderma citrinoviride is the source of this 1001-nucleotide messenger RNA. RefSeq names its product Mak16 protein. Bases 31 to 972 code for a protein of 313 amino acids. Gene Ontology annotation, biological process: maturation of 5.8S rRNA; maturation of LSU-rRNA. Gene Ontology annotation, cellular component: nucleolus; preribosome, large subunit precursor. The transcript is spliced from 3 exons. NCBI's taxonomy places the organism in Eukaryota, Fungi, Ascomycota, Sordariomycetes, Hypocreales, Hypocreaceae. The record is from RefSeq and is a predicted model, not a curated record.